UCUAAGUGCAGCUGAUAGAAAUCAUAACAAAACAAUGUUUUUCGAUAUUAGGUGGUUUAAAUAGCGUUUUUAGGCGUUAUUUCGGACUCCAAAAUGGAUAAAUCCAGGUCCAGUGCCUACGACAAGUUCGUGGGCUACGUGGAACAGCUGCGCAAUACGGAAUGCAGUCAAAAGCAGAAGAUAACAUGCUUCCAGCAGAUUGCCGAGUGCAUCAUGUCGCCCUCGCUGGCGGGACACAUCAACUAUGCCGCCCACUGUGGCACGGCCAUGAAUGUCCUGCUGCUCUUCUGCGAGGAUGUGGAUUCUGUGGUGCGAAUGAGUGCCGAGGAGAACCUCAACAAGAUCCUCAGGGCACUGGAAAAAACCCGGGUCAGUCGCAUCCUCAUGGAUCUCUACGGCGAGAUUAAGCGAAAUGGUAAUCAGAGAUCCUUGAGAAUUUGCCUGAACCUGUUCUCCUACUAUGCCCCGCAAAUAAAGGAGAAGCACAUCAAGUGGUAUGCAGUGAGAUUGCUCCAAUGCAUGACCACCAUUUCCCAGCGUAGGGAGACACUGCUUCAGGAGACCCUCUGCGAUUUCGUCAAGCACUUUGGUCGUUAUAUACAACAGGGUCUCAGCGAUAGCGAAUCCUGCAAGCUCUUCGAGACUUUUCUGGACAAUAUUAGCUCCGAUUGUGCCGUCAAGCGUCGUUGUUCGGCCCAAAAUUGCAUCAGUCUUAUUGAGCAUGCACGCAAUAGAAGCCUCAUGGCCAGACAUGGAGUCAACAAAGUGAUGGAACUCCUGCUGACGGAUCAGCAAACGAGCAGCGUGCUGGGAGCCUUGGGUCUGCUGCGCCUCCUGUUGCCGCAACUCAUACGAGGCCACUCGGCCGAUGGCCAAGAGGAUUCCGAGUCCUUGGCCGGAAAGAGGCAGCAGCACCAGCAGCAGACAACGACCUCCGACUGCCGGCAAAUUAUUGAAAUUUAUGAUUAUUGUUUGCACCUGCUGAGCACGCAGCACACCGCGAAUCACGCCAUCAUAAAUGCCACCCUGGAGGUCAUCAACGGCAUACUCCAGUCCCUGGACGCCCCAACCAACGAUGGCCAAUGUAGCCAGAGUCUGGGCCAAAGUUUGCGCCAACUGUUGUGCAAUCAACAACUGCAGCACAAUGAGUAUUUGCGGCGAAGGAAAUCAUUAAAGAAUCAAAUAUUCCAAUUGAAAAAUUACGAAGUGGCGACAAGUCAACAGCAGCUCGAGGAUGAGGAUGAGGACGAGGAUGUGGAUGGGCCGGCGGUUGGGGCCACUGCAGUGCAAAUGAAAAAGAAUUCAAAUGCAAAACUGCAGCAGGCGAAGUGUCAACAGCAGCGGCAACAACAGCAACUCGAGGUUGACAACAGCUCGCUGGGAAUUAAUGCCGGGGAAGAUGCCACGACCGAGGCUCCAAGUUCCGUUGCUGAUGAAGGGGGAUCCAUGGAGGCAGCGAAGCAGCGCUGCCACAUUAGGAAUGCCGCACGCAGCAUCAGCGAAUGCGUUGCCUCGGAUGAGGACAAGCAGGGGCAAGGACACCGGCGGCGGCGGGACGAGGAUGAUGAUAGGAGGGCAGUGGCGGCAGCGGAGGAGGAGCAAGAUGAUGAUGAUGAUGAUGACGACGACAUGGAGCUGCUGAGUGCCGAGUGUGAUGACUUUACAACCCUGUCGCAACUAAAUGAACAACAACAGGCGCUGUCAGCGGCAUUACAAUUGCCCGCAACAACAGCAACAUCGCAGGACGAUAAACUGAUUGAUGUUGAUGCCGAUGUCGGGGGGCUGCCUAAACCGCAGCAUCAGUCAUCUCUGCAGAAUCUGCUCGCCGGCAGCGAUGACAAAUCCCAGCAUUUGAGUGACAUCGACAAUGAAUCUUUCAACAGCAUCGAUUUCGAAGCCGAAAUCACAAUUGCCGGCAGCAAAGAGCCGCAUCAGCAGCAGCAGCAGCAACAUCCUCCGGCGGAUGAUACGGUGGAAUCCGGCGAUGCAACAGCAAUUGGCACAUUCUUCAACAAUCUGCUGUCGCAUUCCAAUGCAGCCUCGGAGUCGGUCAGUAAGCUCUUUCGUCAAUCAAGCGGCUCUAAGUCCACGCCCUCCAAGUCGACGCCCGCCGACAAAUCGGAUGCCAUCUCGACUGCCUCGCUCACGCUUUCGCUCACCUCCUUGGCCAGCAGCAGCAACACGGAGCCGCCGGAGCGACAGCCCUCGAUUGCGGAGACGCCCACGCCGCUGGAGGACUCUUGCUCGAUGACUGCCUCCCACACCGCCUCCACCGCCCUCAUGAUGGAUCCACCGGGCGUGGAUGUGGCAGCUUCUAAGCCCGAAACACCGCAGUUGCGAAGCACGCCCAACGCUAAUCCCUUUCUAGUGGAGAACUCGCCGCUACGGCAGACUGUUGUCGGUCGUGCCCAGAUCACCGUGAAAAUUGGCAGCAUCCUGGAGCAGUCGUUGGUCUACUAUACAGCUCGUUUGGUGGCAGCUCGGUUCCUGCUCAGUGGACAGGCGGCGGGAUUACAGCCCGAUAGCAUCAGUAGAGUAUCCAUUAAGAGUCUCUCCUUGGCCGUGAUUGCGCAAUGUGUACGCUUGGCUCCCAGGGUUCUUCAACUCAGCGUGGAAAUCAGCGAUCGGGAAUUGCAGCUGCUGGAGGAGGACGUAUCCCGGGACAGUACUCAGGUGUCCAGUCCUCAAAGCAGCGACAAUUCACAAGUGGGCGGAGAGAAGGCUUCGAUGGAUAGUAGCCUCAUUCAAACCGAUCUGGAGGAUAACCUGCUCCUGCUGGACAUCAAAGACGACCACUUUGGCCCCAGCACCUGUCCAGCUUACCUGCAGCCGGCUAUGCCCACGCUGAGUCGCAGUGCAGAUGCUUCGGUUCUUCUGCUUAGUGGAUCCUCUUCCUCUCAUCCUGCAAAGAAAUCUGCGCAGGAAGAGAAACUCUCUAAGUCCGAGAUCAUUGGCAGCUCAUUUAAACCCACAGUGGCAGCUGAGGAUGUGCCACCGUUGAGCCUGCCGCCACGUCCACCCAAGCGCACAAAGUCUACGCGCAGUCGCUCAGGAGUUCUGGGAUUAAUUUCCACCUCUGGGACGCCUCCAACUCCUCAAGGCUGCCAGGCACUUUCGGAUAUUCUGCUCUUCCAUGACCACACCGAUCCCAUUUUGCGUGGUGGAGUGCAGCAAGUUGUGGGUUACUUCCUGCAAUCCAGUGGAGCUGGACUGUUUCUGGAACUGAAACGUAAUCUUGGUCUGCAACACUUGCUGGCCAUUUUGUUGAAGGGCUUUGAGGACGAGAUCCACACAGUGGUUAUACAAGCGUUGAAUGCAUUCGAUAAGAUAUUUCCGCAUGUGGUGUCCAAAUAUUUGACAGAGCCGCCAUGUCAUUAUCAUGCUCAUCAGCAGCAGCAGCAGAAGCAGCAGCAGCAACAGAAGGAGCAGCAAGACCAGGAGAAGGACAACCAGGAGAGGGACCUGCAACGACAUUCAAGUGGACAACAAAAGCGUCCGGGCCAGGCGCAAACAUUUGGCCAACAAACUUUUGCAAAGGACCAGGAUAAUGCCUUAAGCAGUCAACGGCUGCAACAAAGGCGUCCUAACGAUGCCGGGACAUGUGCCAAGUCCUCGGCCACUGAUAAUGAUGAGCUACUGGCUGUUCUUUUGAAUGAUUUCCAAUUGCAAUCGACUGGGGUGCAGCAGCAGCAGGAGCAGGAGCAGCACACUGGGCAGUUGGGUAAUGAGCCCGAUCUCGAUACCAAGUCCAAGCCCAAGCCCAAUACCGAACUGGUUGAACCCUUCUGUGUGUUUGCCAUCUCACCCAAAUUGCUCUUGAGCAAACUCCGGCUCUGCCAUCACAAUAAAUAUUGGCUGGUCCAGAAUAAAUACGCCGAAGUUAUUUCGAAUUUAAAUUACGUGCUGCUGCGGUCGUACUACGCAAAUUCUCGUUGUACCAUCAUCGACAACAAAAACAGCGGCGCCAAGGAGCAGGACUCGAGGCGGCCGUCAAGGGAUGCCUGCGAUUCUGGCCGGGAUGCGGAGGGCGAGGACAUUGUCUGCACUUAUGAGGCGCAAUUUCUGGCUGAACUUUUACAUCUGCUCGGCGACGAUGAUGCGCGGGUGCGGGAACACGCCGCCUGCUGUCUCUGCCGCUUUAUAAUGCAAACGGCGCGCCAGGAUCCAUCGAAGGAGGCGAGGGAUGAGGGCACUGGAGGAGCAGGAGAUGGUGGCGGAGGCGAAAUCGAAGGCAAUGGCAAUGGCAAUAGCAACGUCAACGUGGAAACUCAACAAACUAAUUUCAAUUUGCUGUGGGAUUUUUUCGACUAUCGCAUAUUUGGCAGCAUGUCCGUGACGUUGCGUAAUUUCCGGGCCAGUUCGACGAUUGUGCCGCCUCUGGCUGAAUUGGAUGCAAUGGCCUUCUCCUCCUCCGCCUGUGCCUCCGCCUCAAUCUAUCCAGAAACGGGCAGCACGUCCAGCUCCUCAGCAUCGGCAUCUGCCUCAUCCGGAUCCAUAGCGGCAGUCUCCGCGGCGUCCGCCUACUUCGAGGCAAGUUACGGCAUCGGCAUCGCCGAGGGGCAUGUUUUUGCCCUGGCAUCGGCAUCCCAACGUCAAAUCGCGCAGGAGGGAAAAAGUUUUGGCCAAAGUUUGUAUCGCUUGACAAAUAAAUUGAUGACGCUGAAUGAUAAAAAUGUACAGUUUGGCAUAAUUUACGCGCUGCGCCUCCUGCUGAGGCACUUCAAUUUCGUGGACUAUCAACAGGCCUGGCUGGAAUUCCAUUUCGUUGAAAUUUGCAUUAGCUAUGCCUACUACAACAAUGCAACAGCUGCGGACCUCGGCUGCCAAGAUUUGAUUGAUGUGAUGGGCAAAUUAAUGGCAGGUGCCAUGCUGAGCUCAGGUGAGCCAAGUGCCCCCCAUCUGGACUUUCUGCUGCGUCACAGUGUCAAGAUGCUGAACAUCUACUAUCACCUGGUCACCAAUCAGCGCCACCCACCGCCCACCAGUUCCCAUUCCGGGAGCAGCAGCAGCAGCGGCAGCUCCAAGCCGCCCAAGAGCGAGCUCUUUGCCCGCGAACAGCCAGCGGCAUCCCUUCAGGCUCUGGGUUACUUUGCCGGCGAUUACGUUUACAUGAAACUUUACAACAUUUUAAGAGGUGCUAAUGACAGCUACAAGAUAACCAUAAAUCACGAGGCCGGCAGCUUAUUAAUUUGUCUCCUGAAAACCUGCCUCAAUGCGUUGGGCCUGUGUCUGGAGGGCUUGGUGAGUGCCUCGCCCCCGGAGCUGAAAUUAAUCGAAGAAAUACUCCACUAUUUGACCAAGCUCAUAAAUUAUGCGCCCGCCGAGUGCGUUGCAUGUCUGCGGCAACUGUUGAAAUAUUUAUUCGCCCAAAAUUAUGCCAGCCAAGUGCGGCUGCAGCCAUCGACCAUCGGUGGAAGGCACCAUGCCGCCUUUAUACGUCCCUACUUUAGGGCCAAGGGCAGGGGUCACGGCGCCGGCUCAACAUUGUUGCCGACAAUAAAUUCAAAACCGGUGGAGGGAACAGGAGCACAAAGAGGAGCAGGAGCUGGGCAACCAAUUGAUACUGCCCCACUCCAGGCAAUGGGUUUGCUCUUUGAGCAGGGCCUGCAGCCGACCACUCCACCGACGGGCGAAUGCGGCCGGCUUAUAAAGCUAUUCGAGCCGCUGGUCAUAUACUGUCUGACGCUCUUCAUGAAAUCCAAUGCGCUGGUUCAGGCACCCAUACUGCGAUUGCUAUCCCAACUGCUGGAGCUAAAUGUAACCUAUAGUAUACUGGACUCCAAGAAUGUUAUAUUCGACCAGAUACUCAGCAACAUGGAUCUGAUUGAAAAUGGAAUAGAUAGGAACGCCUUCAUCAUUGUUCCGCCCAUGCUCAGAUUCCUUGUGCAGCUAACAAAGAGCGACCGACAACUGAUCACCAUACCCAAGAUCAUCAGCAUACCAACAAUCUGCUGGCCAACGGAUGUGCGCGAGGUGGCUUUGCUAGCCCUCAAGACCCUCAGCUACGAGCUGUUCUUCAUGCACAGCCAGCUGGAGGAGCUGGACACGGAGGGCCAUAACUCAGGUCGAGCGGCGUGCCAGAGUCCUUUGAGUGCGGCCCCCACGCCGGAAACCCGAGAGGCUUUGCUGGCGCAGCGACGCGAACUGGACACCCAACGGGAAGUGGUGCUGGGCAUGCUGGAGAAAUUCAUCGAGGCACGACCGAGUCAACAGGUCCUGGCCCUCCUCCUGCUCUUCGAGCGGAGUGUUCAGCAACUGGACACGCCACCAUACCACCGAAGUGCCCAGGAUGCGGACGCCGUGUACGGGACGCUGUGUCGUGGCUUGUGCUCGCAGUGGCGACUCCACUCCGCCGGAGAUCUGCGGCUCCUGGAGAGCUGUUUCCGCAACAACGGCAACCAUGUGCUGGCCGACAGCAAGGGAUUCCUGCAGCUGCUGCAGCUUUUCAUCGAGCAGGUGGGUUAAAUAUGCAGUGGCCUA
This is a messenger RNA of Drosophila suzukii, 6480 nucleotides long. NCBI's taxonomy places the organism in Eukaryota, Metazoa, Arthropoda, Insecta, Diptera, Drosophilidae. The record is from RefSeq and is a predicted model, not a curated record.